CGUUACAUCUCACAAAAGUAGCAAACUAGCUACUGUAGCUAGCUAACUUUCCCACCAGAGAUAGCUAGCUAACGUAAUUAUUGGUAAAAGGGGACUUUUUGGUGGACAAACGUUCGCUAUUUCGGCUAGGAAAAAAAAGUUGUUAUAUCCCAGAAUGCCCUGCGGGGAAACGGACUGUAAACACAACAGUUGUUAGCUAGAGCUCACUAGCUGCUAUCUAACGUUACGAGGCCUUGCUAUUCCUAGACCAUGUAGCUAAGUGGAUGCCGGUUAGAAGCCAAUUACUCGAGAUGGAUGCCUUUUUGGGAUCUCUGCAAGACCAUGACGUGAGCUCUGUCCUGACGUCCUGUGAGCCCGAGCUGCAGGAGCUGAUGAGACAGAUAGACAUCAUGGUGAACCAUAAGAGGACAGAGUGGGAGGCAGAGAUCCAUGCCAUGGAGCUGCGUCUGCACAGCGGAGAAGAGGAGCUCCUCUCAGCCAGAAACCUCAUAGACCAAAAGAACUCAGAGGUGGGGUUGCUCCGCAAGCAGCUAAAUGAGGUCCAGACAGGGAAGCAAGAGCUGGUCAUUAAAUAUGAGGAACAACUGCAGCGUGUCAAAGAUGAGUUGUCUAAGCUGAAGCACAGCUACCAGAAGCUUCAGAGUAAACAGCUGAAGGAGUCUCGUGAAGGAGCCAAGAGCCGCGAGGAGGACCGGACAGAGGUGACCCGCCUCAAUGGAAAGAUAGAGGAGUUCCGUCAGAGGUCAGCAGAGUGGGAGAACCAGAGGCUGCAGUACCAGAAGCAGGUGUCUUCCCUGGAGACGCAGAGGAAGGGUCUGGCAGAGCAGUUCACUAAUAUGAAGUCCCAGGGAGCAGCGUGGCUACAGGACCCAGGAGGAGGGCGUGCCGGGCAGGCAGAUCUGCAGAGGCUGAGGGGUCAGUUGGAGAGGGCCCAGGAUACACUGCACUCCCAGGAACUGGAGCUGGAACGACUCAGACACCUCCAGGAGCAGCUGAGGGGAGAGCCCAGGAGGGGACAGCAUGUGCUGACAGAGGAGAAUGAGGGCCAGAAGCAGCAGUUCUGUAAUGACCUGUCCAAGCUGACCAGGGCCCUGCAGGCUAAAGAACAAGUCAUCCGGUCUCUAGAGGAGUGUCUAGGAGCCCAGGAGAGAGGUGGCUCAGGACUACAGCUCCUCAGACAGGACCUAGAGAAGACUACUACCAAGCUACACUCUGCCCAGGCCUGUGAGGUCCACCUGAAGACUGAUCUAGCCAGACUCAGAGACAGACUGGAGACUAUGAGCAGACAGAGAGGAGAGUUGGUCACGAGAGAAACGGAGUUAAAGCAUAUCAAGGAAGAGAGGAGUCGCUCUGUAACUGAGGUGAAACGGCUGCGCGAGGAACUGGCGAGGGCGGAGCAGACGCGCUGCUGGGAGGUGGAGAGCAUGAGGAAGGAGGUGUCCCAGAUGACCAAUGAGCUGCACCAGCGUGACAUCACCAUCGCCACCCUCAGUGGCUCCGCCUCCAGCGUGGAGCGCCAGCUUAGUGGCGAGGUGGACAGGGCAGAGCGCCGGGCGGCUGAGCUCAAGGUGACUCAGGUGCAGCUGGAAACUCUGAGGAUCGAGAACCAACAUCUGAAUGAUCUGCUGGAAAGAGUGGAGUCGAAGUCUACUAAGAAAGGGGACCCCUGCCUGGCCUCCCUGAGAGAGAGCUAUGUAUCGUCUCUCAGUAGCUUGGAGCAGGAGAACAGGCAGAUGAGACAGGAGCUAGCGGAGGUGAGAGCUCGCCUGGAGGCCUCUACACAGACCUGGCAGGACAAGCUAGACAGAUCCCUGCUACACAACCAGUCCAGGGCAGGUCCACGACAAGCACAGGACGGGAGUGCAGAGGAACUGCAGCAGAGACACAGAGAGGAGAUGUUAGCCAUGGAGGCUAGGAUGCAGAAGAACACCUCGCACUACGAAGAGGAGAUCCAGCGCCUCCUCCAACAGCUGGAGGCCCUCUCCUCCUCAUCCUCACCUCACAGACACCACGGCCAGACCCUGGACCACAGGCCCAUCUCAUCCUCCUCUUCCUCCUCCUCCUCGUCCUGUAGAGAAAGCAGAUUAGCCCGGGGGACAGCCUCAGCCGUUGUCUGUGUUCCUAAUGGACCUGCACCUCUACCUGUCUCUGUACCUGGUGGUGCUGAGGGCCAGUUGUCCAAUUCAGAGGAGGCUCUACACCUGCAGGCCAGUCAAGACAUACUAAACAUGAAAUCCCAGUUGGAGGAUUCUGUAUUUCCUGCUUAUUCCCUCCAGAUUCCUGGAAACUUCCAACCGGAGCGCUGUGUGGCUUCCCCUGCUGGCUCGGUGGCGUCCCGGUACCUGGAGGAGGAGAACCUGCGCUCCCAGGAGCUAAUCCAGAGACUAGACGCUCACAUCCAGGGCAUGAGACAGGACAAUGUCAGGACCGUUUCUAAAUACCUGGGCCAUCCAGACGCCUCCUAACCCUCCUGACCAUCCAGACACCUCCUAACCCUCCUGACCAUCCAGACACCUCCUAACCCUCCUGACCAUCCAGACACCUCCUACCCUCCUAACCAUCCAGACACCUCCUACCCUCCUAACCAUCCAGACACCUCCAAACCCUCCUAACCAUCCAGACACCUCCUACCCUCCUAACCAUCCAGACACCUCCAAACCCUCCUGGCCAUCCAGACACCUCCUAACCCUCCUGACCAUCCAGACACCUCCUAACCCUCCUGACCAUCCAGACACCUCCUGGCCAUCCAGACACCUCCUAACCCUCCUGACCGCCCAGACACCUCCUAACCCUCCUGGCCAUCCAGACACCUCCUAACCCUCCUGACCAUCCAGACACCUCCUAACCCUCCUGACCAUCCAGACACCUCCUAACCCUCCUGGCCAUCCAGACACCUCCUAACCCUCCUGACCAUCCAGACACCUCCUAACCCUCCUGACCAUCCAGACACCUCCUACCCUCCUAACCAUCCAGACACCUCCUACCCUCCUAACCAUCCAGACACCUCCAAACCCUCCUGGCCAUCCAGACACCUCCUGGCCAUCCAGACACCUCCUAACCCUCCUGACCAUCCAGACACCUCCUAACCCUCCUGACCAUCCAGACACCUCCUGGCCAUCCAGACACCUCCUAACCCUCCUGACCGCCCAGACACCUCCAAACCCUCCUGGCCAUCCAGACACCUCCUGGCCAUCCAGACACCUCCUAACCCUCCUGACCAUCCAGACUCCUCCUAACCCUCCUGGCCAUCCAGACACCUCCUAACCCUCCUGGCCAUCCAGACACCUCCUGACCCUCCUGGCCAUCCAGACACCUCCUAACCCUCCUGACCGCCCAGACACCUCCUAACCCUCCUGGCCAUCCAGACACCUCCUAACCCUCCUGGCCAUCCAGACACCUCCUAACCCUCCUGGCCAUCCAGACACCUCCUAACCCUCCUGGCCAUCCAGACACCUCCUACCCUCCUAACCAUCCAGACACCUCCUGACCCUCCUGGCCAUCCAGACACCUCCUAACCCUCCUGACCGCCCAGACACCUCCUAACCCUCCUGACCGCCCAGACACCUCCUAACCCUCCUGGCCAUCCAGACACCUCCUAACCCUCCUGGCCAUCCAGACACCUCCUGACCCUCCUGACCAUCCAGACACCUCCUAACCCUCCUGGCCAUCCAGACACCUCCUAACCCUCCUGGCCAUCCAGACACCUCCUAACCCUCCUGGCCAUCCAGACACCUCCAGACACCCCCUAACCCUCCUGACCAUCUAGACACCUCCUAACCCUCCUGACCAUCCAGACACCUCCAGACUCCUCCUAACCCUCCUGACCAUCCAGACUCCUCCUAACCCUCCUGGCCAUCCAGACACCUCCUAUCCCUCCUGACCAUCCAGACACCUCCUAACCCUCCUGACCAUCCAGACACCUCCUAACCCUCCUGACCAUCCAGACACCUCCUAACCCUCCUGACCAUCCAGACACCUCCUAACCCUCCUGACCAUCCAGACACCUCCUAACCGUCCAGACACCUCCUAACCCUCCUGACCAUCCAGACACCUCCUACCCUCCUGACCAUCCAGACACCUCCUAACCCUCCUGACCAUCCAGACACCUCCUAACCGUCCAGACACCUCCUAAACCUCCUGGCCAUCCAGACUCCUCCUGACCAUCCAGACACCUCCUAACCCUCCUGACCAUCCAGACACCUCCUAACCCUCCUGACCAUCCAGACACCUCCUAACCCUCCUGACCAUCCAGACACCUCCUGACCAUCCAGACACCUCCUAACCCUCCUGACCAUCCAGACACCUCCUAACCCUCCUGACCAUCCAGACACCUCCUACCCUCCUAACCAUCCAGACACCUCCUGACCGUCCAGACACCUCCUAACCCUCCUGGCCAUCCAGACACCUCCUAACCCUCCUGACCAUCCAGACACCUCCUAACCCUCCUGACCAUCCAGACACCUCCUACCCUCCUAACCAUCCAGACACCUCCUGACCGUCCAGACACCUCCUAACCCUCCUGGCCAUCCAGACACCUCCUAACCCUCCUGACCAUCCAGACACCUCCUAACCCUCCUGACCAUCCAGACACCUCCUAACCCUCCUGGCCAUCCAGACACCUCCUAACCCUCCUGACCAUCCAGACACCUCCUGACCAUCCAGACACCUCCUAACCCUCCUGGCCAUCCAGACUCCUCCUGACCAUCCAGACACCUCCUAACCCUCCUGACCAUCCAGACACCUCCUAACCUUAUCCCUCUUGAACAUCCAGCUCACCUCUGGAGCGGUCAGUGACUGACCAGACAGACAGCUCACCUCUGGAGUCGUCACCAGAUAUGUGCCACUGACUGACUGACUGACCACCAACAGAGUCCAGGUUUCUCUAGUUCUAGGAGUAUUGGUGUGGCAGUUCUCUGGCUCUGUGUGUCUCUACAGACGGACCUGUUGGAAAGAUACGCUGUACAUGCGACUGGUGACAGUCUGUUGGUGAGUUAAUGUGUGUGAUUUAGUCCAGGGUGGUUUAGGUGUGUCUCUGAGCCCACUGACUCAACUCUACAGUGUCGUGGUGUGAGUUAGCGCCUGUAAAGCACUUUAGAAACGUACUGUAUUGCUAAGCCAAGUAAGUGGUGCUUAGAUUUCUCCUUGACAAUCUCUUUUCUUUUGUACCCGUUUAGAGCGUCUUGUUUUUGUGUGGAUGUGGAAUGUAUUUUGGCGGUGCUGUUUGCAGUCUUUGUUUUUAUUGACAGUUUGCCUCCUGUGAUGUCAUCCAAACACCCAAGAUGGAAUGUAACUAUGUUUGUAAACAUAGAAAUAUAUAUAUUUUUAAAUAUUUAAAACUUCAUUCUCCAAUGGCUCAGAUGCUGUCCUCACUUGUUGACGAGAACAAGCUACAUCUUCUCUCUCAGCCAGCAGAGUGUGGGUUGGGGUCUCGCUCCUCAGGGUGAAGGUGUGACUGCAUCCCUCCCAGAGAGAGGGAGAGAGAAUAAAAAAUAAUCUGUUAGUGCCAGAAAAGCUGUCAUCCUCUCUGUGAGGAUUCCACAAGGUCCCACUCCAUCUCUCAGUAGAGGGAUAACAUGGUAGAACGGAGGGAGGGAGGGAGGGGUCUCCUUGGUUCUCAUCCCGACCCUUUCCCACAACACACACAAACAAGGCCCAUAGCACUCUGGUUAAAAGUAGUGCACUAUAAGGGGAAUAGGGUGCCAUUUAGUACCCGGGUGUUUGUGGGAAUGAAAUAAAGACAAAAUAUUAAUAUACUAAAUAAAUGUAAAAUGUGUUUGAGGAA
Messenger RNA from Salvelinus fontinalis (brook trout), 5782 nucleotides. RefSeq names its product centrosomal protein 63 (gene cep63). Lineage: Eukaryota; Metazoa; Chordata; Actinopteri; Salmoniformes; Salmonidae. The transcript is spliced from 15 exons. Gene Ontology annotation, cellular component: centriole. The record is from RefSeq and is a predicted model, not a curated record. The coding region runs from base 264 to 2465 and encodes 733 amino acids. Gene Ontology annotation, biological process: centriole replication; de novo centriole assembly involved in multi-ciliated epithelial cell differentiation.